This is a messenger RNA of Knipowitschia caucasica, 525 nucleotides long. Lineage: Eukaryota; Metazoa; Chordata; Actinopteri; Gobiiformes; Gobiidae. The record is from the annotation of a GenBank genome assembly.
AUGCUUCCGGUGGUGUUGCAUCAUGGGUCCACGGCACAUGUUCAGACAGCGCUACACAAAGAGUACACAAAGAGUACACAGAGCAGCCUGGGCGUGGGCACCUCCGAAUACCUGCCGAGCGACAUCAUCCGUCUGCGUCACCCCCGCCUCCAGGUGCAGUAUGUGAUCCAAGGUUAUCAUAAACGCAGGGAGUACAUCGCCGCCUUCCUGAGCCACUUUGGAACCGGUGUUGUAGAGUACGACGCUGAGGGAUUCACCAAACUGACCUUGUUGCUCAUGUGGAAGGAGUUCUGUUUCUUAGUGCAUGUGGAUUUGCCGUUGUACUUCCCCCGGGACCAGCCCACCCUCACCUUCCAGUCGGUUUAUCACUUCACCAACAGCGGUCAGAUCUACUCCCAGGUGCAGAAGUCUUAUCCCUACAGCCCUCGCUGGGACGGCAACGAGAUGGCCAAAAGAGCAAAAGCCUACUUCAAGAGCUUCAUCCCGCAGUUCCAAGAGGGAGCCUUCGCCAACGGGAAGCUGUAG